GCGGCGUUGGCGUUCGGCAGGCAGGACCCGAGGGCGGCUGCUUCUCUUCUUCCACCCGCUUCUCCCCGGGCGCGGCGCGGGCGGCGGCGAUGGGCCUGGCCUCGCUCUUGCUGCUGCUGCUUCCCGGCGCGCUGCUGGGCCUGUGCUCCGCAUGGAGCGGCUGGGAGGAAAGUGCCUCGGGAGGCCGGCGCCACCCUCUGUCCUGGGAACUGCUGGAGGCGGAGGACCUGGCAUCGCUGGGCUCAGGGCUCGCGGGGGACCUGCUGGACGCGCAGCUGGAGCCGGAGUGCCGGGAGCUCUUGGCUGCCUUCGCCAACAGCAGCGCGACGCUGACGGGCUGCCUUGCGCGGAGCGCCCGGCCUGUGAGGCUCUGCCAGAACUGCUACCGCCAGUUCCGGGACGCCACGGAGCAGUACGAGAACAUCGCUCGGGCCGUCGGGAAUGCUACCAAGAGUAACCCUUGUGCCAAAAGUCUCUUGAUGUCGGAUAGACUGCAGAUAGUUGUGGUCCUGGAUAAGUUUUUUAAUGACACAUGGCAAAAAGCAAACUGUGCAAGUUGUUUAAAGAACAACAGUGAAGGCUUAUCCAAUAGUACAGAGAUGUUCCUGGCCUUAUUCAAUGAAACAUUGGCAUGCUUUGAACACAACCUCCAGCGGCAGGAGGACAAUGCACCAGCAGGUAACUACACAGAAGUAUGCAAGAAGUGCAAUGUCACGUAUGAAAAGUUAAAUGCCAUGUACAACACGAUGCAGGAGAGUGAGAAGAAAGGUGAAUCUGAAGAGCAGGCCCAUUUGUGCAUUGAUGUGGAAGAUGCAAUGAAUAUCACACGAAGGCUUUGGAGCAUGACUUUCAACUGCUCCGUCCCCUGCAGCGAUACAGUGCCAGUGAUUGCCGUUUCGUCGUUCAUUCUCUUUUUGCCAGUUGUUUUCUACCUCAGCAGCUUCCUUCACUCGAAGCAGAAAAAACGUAUCCUGUUUCUGCCCAAGCGGAUCCAGUCAAAUGCCAAUUUUGUGAACAUACAAGACAAAUGCAACUGAACCUGCAGAAUGCAGACUAGGAUGGAGUAUUUAUAUACUGAUCUGAAAGCGAUUCAUUCUGGUUUAGGCUUGUGCUGUGAGGUAACAAAGAAAACAACAUGCAACUCUCGGAUGGGUCCAUUAUUUGAAAAACAUUGGUGUGACACUGUAUGAUCUUCCUGCUAGAAACAGAUGCAUUUCCAGCUCCAUCUGCACUGUGCUUUCGAGUCAUUUGCUUUCUGAUGGGUAGCUUUGGAACACAUUCCUGUCCUUCACAUUGGAUUGAUAGCAAUCCAAUUUUAAUUCCCACGUAUGAUGACUUUACAGGUUCACAACCUUUGCUAUUAGUUAGUAACAUUCUUGCUUCUAAACACCAGUGUGUUUAUUAUUAUUUUUAAAGAAAGAUGAUGUCAGAAAAUGAAAUUAGAUCUACUGCCUUAACUGAUUAUGAUACUUUGCAACUUUCAGUUCUCAUAUGUCUUAGGUACGACCUCCUCAUCCCAAAUCCUUUUUUGAAAUGCUGCUUAGCUCAUUGACAUAGUUUAUACACUUUGAAAUACUAUGCUGUUGGCAACAUAGAUGUCAGAACUACUGAUCAUCUGAAUUAUGUAAUCUUUGUGGAAUUUCGCUAUGGCAGAAACCUUAUGUCUCAAUUACUGCUAUGGAUGGAGGGUCCCAAGCCCUUGAAUGCUGUACUUCAGAGAAUUGUAUUUACGUGAAUCGGGGUUGUUUGAGAGUAGUAAUGGUGGAAAUUGCACUAGCUGAGGCAUUGAUGCUAAACAGGGUUCAUUGCUUUGCUCACCACCAAACCCAGUGUUUCUAAAAAAAAGUCGCUGUAUAUUUAAAAGUACAUAGUAUAAAUAUAUUUCUUGGUACUACAGAGGUAUUUUGCUAUUUUUGUAUAUAUUGCCAUGGGGUAGUCGGAGUAAAGAAAAAUGAUUGGAGAUAAUGAGUGCUAGGCAACAAAUUAGUUGCCCUAGUGCAGGGAUUAGCCCUGUCACUGUGGGUUUUACCCUCUCCCCCCAUGCAGUUCCUAAAUCUGCUCCAGAGGGUUGGGGGAAACUCCUGGAACCUAUCUAAGGGAUGUGCUGGAGGAUGACUGGGACAACAUUCUGCUGCGCAAGGAGAAAUCCUUGUAGGAGUAGAACAAUCACCUUAGAACUGUGUUGCAUACAACCAUCUGAAUUGCUUAGCCUAGAACUUAAUACAGGCUUACAGCAGAGGUUUCCAAACUGUGUGUCGCGACAAGUUAGUGUGUCAGCUGCAGUGUGUAGUUGUGUCACACAGACGCUCCCCGCAUUCCUCCCAGGGAUGGAAAGGGCUGGUUUGCUAGUAAAACUGAAUUAUCAUGUCACGAAACUGUGCAUGUCUAAAAAGUAUAUCACCAACAUGAAAAAAAUUCCUUCCAGUAGCACCUUAGAGACCAACUAAGUUUGUCAUUGGUAUGAGCUUUCGUGUGCAUGCACACUUCUUCAGAUACAUUCUUCAGGUCUCUAAGGUGCUACUGGUCUCUAAGGUGCUACUGGAAGGAAUUUUUAAAAUUUGUUUCGACUACGGCAGACCAACACAGCUACCUACCUGUAACCAACAUGAAAAGUUUGGAAAGCUCUGGCUUGCAGCAUAAACAAGUUCACAUAUAUUUAUGGGAAGCAUUGGGUUUUUUUACACAGAUAUUUUAUGAAGAUUUCUGAAGUUGAUAGUAUUUUGUACCAAAUGAGGCACCAAUAUUUCUGUCAUUUUAACAAGGUAUAAGCAAACUAGGAUCUCUGAUUUUCAGGGUCUUAUAUUAAGGUAGAGCUUAUUGUUGUUGUUUUUCUUGAAACCACUAUUGGACUAAACAUGAAAGUGUGAAGCUUAGCAGCUUCUCUUCUCUCAUCCUUCACUUCCCCACCCUAUGGUUUCCUGUAGCUUCAAAAACAUUUAGAACAGAAGUAUGUUAUGAGGUAUUGCACUGUUUUUACAGAUAUAUAUGUAAUUCAGCCUUUUGGUGCAAUUUAAAGGUGAAGACUGGUGUGGGGUGGGAAUUUACCCUUUCCCCCUUUCUCCCUACUCCCCAUUAAAAAUCCUGCUUGUGCUAUUUACUUUUUCCAUAGUGGGAGUCAAGGCGGUUUUCCUCAAGGGGGGCUGGGAGGGUUGAUGCUGUUCUCCACUCCAGAAUUCCACUUCAGAGGGCAAAGAAAGGAAGAAUAAUGAAGCUGCACAUGACACGUAGUUCUAUCCUUGGAUUCAAAUGCUAAUUACACGAGGGAGUAAGUGGGACUGGCUUCCCACUGCUUGUGUUUGGAGUUUAUAUGAAUAUCACUGAAAUCUGGGUCAUCCUGGAUGUUGUGUGUGUGUGUGUGUGUGAACUGGAAUAAUUAGUGCUUAUUGUUGGGACAUAAGGUUGAAGACACUGAUACUUGGCAGUCAAAAAGUGCCACCCUGCAACCAACAUGGAAUAAAGUGGUAGAAUUCUGGACUCUUUCGCAGUUGUCUUUUAAAGAAAAAUGUCACAAGUGAAGCAACCGUGAGGCUUCUUUCGACCCCUCUAACAUAUUUUUGGAUUUCACUGUACAGUGGUGCCUCACUAGAUGAAUUUAAUUCGUUCCACGGGUCUAUUCUUAUAACGAAAAAUUUGUCUAACGAAUCCCAUAGGAAUGCAUUGAAUUUUUUUUU
Molecule: messenger RNA, 3671 nt
Organism: Zootoca vivipara (common lizard)
Lineage: Eukaryota; Metazoa; Chordata; Lepidosauria; Squamata; Lacertidae
Gene: OSTM1
Product: osteoclastogenesis associated transmembrane protein 1
Cellular component (GO): cytosol
Source: RefSeq, a predicted model, not a curated record